AUGGAUAAUAACUACAGGUUUAAUGGGCGGAGCCAAACCUAUGCUAAAAAUAUCAAUGACCUAUGGUUUGCCUCACAGCUUGGCUUACGAGAUAUAGCUACUGCUCUCAUCGAAGAAAAAGCCGAUGUUAAUAUUUGUGACGACAAGGGCCGAACGGCAUUGGCUAUGGCAGUAAUGGGGGGACAUGAGGAAAUAGUCCGGUUACUAAUAGAUCGGGGAAGCGAUAUAUCAGCCCAAGACAAGGAUAAACGAACAGUAUUGCACUACGCGAUUGCCCCGGAUCGCCUAGGGGUGAUCGAAAUACUUAUUACUGAAGCAAACGUCGAAAUCAAUGCAAGAGAUGGAGAUGGAUCCACGCCUUUACAUUAUGCGGCAGAGGCAGGCCUAGAAGAUGUGGUAGAAAAACUGCUGGAUCAUAACGCCGAUCCAAAACUGAAGAGCAAAUGGGGAUGGACGCCGCUUGACUCAGCAGCCCCAUCAGGUUAUCAAGGAAUAGCAACUAAGCUCUUAGAUCAUGGGGCUGAUGCUGAUUCGACUGAUCAGGAAGGAUACACUGCUCUGUAUUGGACAGCGCCAGGUGAAUAUAAAGACACAGUGGAGUUACUUUUAAACCGGGGAGCAAAGCCCGAUUUAGGCAAUCGAAAUGGCGUAACUCCACUCCACGCCACUGCUUACAAUGGAGUUGAAGAGAUCAUGAAGCUCCUGCUUGAUAAAGCUACUGAAAUUAAUCCCCAAGACAACUCACAGUGGACGCCACUUCACGCUGCUGCAUUGAAUGGACGAGAUGAUAUGGUACGACUACUCCUCGAGCGAGGUGCUGAAGCUGGUGUGGUCGACGAAGAUGGAUGGACCCCUCUAGAGGUAGCAUGUUGGAUGGACCACGAACCUGUAAAACAAAUCUUAAUAGAAAAAACCGAUGGCGGGGACGAAAUAGUUGAACGGGUGAAGCGCGAUAAAAAAUACAAAUCUCUCGAGGUAUGGAGAAAACAACAGGCAGAGGAGAAAGGAGGCUACGAACUUGCAGCUACCCGUGCUCUAGACCUUAUUUCCCGAGGCCGUAUCGACAAAGUCCAGGCUCUUCUUUCAGACGGUUUGGAUGUUAACGGGUACCAAAGGGGAAAUAUGACCCCCCUCUCUGUAGCAGUUGGCUGGCAUCAAAAAGAAAUCUGCCGGUUGCUUCUCGACAAUGGAGCCGACGUCAAUAAACCUGGAGGCCGGAACGACAGGACUGCACUCCAUAUAGCAUCUUAUUAUGGUGACUGUGAUAUAGUCAGAAUGCUUCUGGAAGCGGGAGCGGAUAUCAACGCAAUCGACACGUUAGGGAAUACUCCGCUCUCCCUUGCUGUUGAUUAUAGAGAACGAAAUACAGCCGAGAUACUAAUUGAGAAAGGGGCUGAUUUAAACAUUGGGACGCACUCAGGCUUUGUGCCUCUCCUUCUUGCUAUUUAUAGCGGUGAUGAAGAACUCGUGCGGAUGUUACUCAAAAAGGGGGCUGAUACCGAAAGACCGGACAACGACGGGUUUACGCCGUUGCUAACAGCAAUCCACCAGAGAAAAUACGAGAUAACCAAGUUGCUACUAGAAGAAGGAGCAAACGUAAAUGCGGCAAGUACGGACGGGACGUUAGCAUUUGAAUUGGCAAUAAACCGUGGCUGUCAUGAGAUCUGCUGUCUCCUAAGACCUGGCUAUGAGUUCGAGGUAGGAGGAGAUGACUAUAAAUCCGGAUUUGAGUCUGAAGGUAGCGGCUCAGGGCCGGAAGAAGAGGACGAAGAAGAUAUAGUGCUAGUUUCUAGAGAAUAA
Molecule: messenger RNA, 1800 nt
Organism: Daldinia childiae
Lineage: Eukaryota; Fungi; Ascomycota; Sordariomycetes; Xylariales; Hypoxylaceae
Product: Ankyrin-3
Exons: 1
Coding region: 1-1800 (599 amino acids)
Cellular component (GO): nucleus; cytoplasm
Molecular function (GO): protein binding
Source: RefSeq, a predicted model, not a curated record